Messenger RNA from Heteronotia binoei (common prickly gecko), 3411 nucleotides. Its product is annotated as zinc finger protein 135-like. Lineage: Eukaryota; Metazoa; Chordata; Lepidosauria; Squamata; Gekkonidae. The record is from RefSeq and is a predicted model, not a curated record. The transcript is spliced from 9 exons. Bases 107 to 2902 code for a protein of 931 amino acids. Gene Ontology annotation, biological process: regulation of immune system process; negative regulation of transcription by RNA polymerase II; regulation of cytokine production.
GUGUAACAGCUGGCGGAAAGCCGCCCAGUCCCGAUCCUGAAGGUCUCCUCACAGCCACGUGAGUGCAGGUAUCUUUCCACAGUCAGAGGCGACCCAAGAGGUGGGGAUGGAAGAGAAGGAUCCAGAAGGACCUGGAUUAGGCAAGAGAUCAAGGAGGAGUCCUCAUCCCACCAAGGCUGAGAGUGGUGUGGAAUAUUGGGAAAGAGCUGUGCCAGAGAACCUGUCUCAAUACCCUAUGACUGCAGAUGUAUGCAACCGAUGGUUCCGGCAGUUCCGCUACCAUGAGGGCUAUGGACCCCGAGAGGUUUGCAGCCAGCUCCAUGGACUUUGCAACCAAUGGCUGGAGCCAGAGAAACAUACCAAGAAGCAGAUGCUGGACCUGGUGAUCCUGGAGCAGUUCCUGGCUAUCCUGCCCCAGGAAAUGCAGUGCUGGGUGAGAGGAUGUGAGCCAGAAACCAGUUCCCAGGCAGUGGCCCUGGCUGAAGGUUUCCUCCUGAGCCAGGUAGAGGAAAAGAGGCAGGCAGAGCAGAUGUGGGCACCAGCUGUAAAGAUGGAAGCCAAGUUCUGUGAGAUGGAAGGACCUUGGUCAGAGGAAAGUCAGUGGGAGCAGGCCCAGAAGGAUGCCCAAGAUGCCCUGUCAAGUGGUAAGGGCAGUGAAGAAAUACUGUCAAGUUGUCAUCUUUUCAGUGGAGUGCAAAUGUCUGCUCCCCCUCUGGUCCAGUCUCCCUUUUCCUUUGAGGAGGUGGCUGUGUGUUUCACCGUGGCUGAGUGGGCCCUGCUGGAUCUGGGCCAAAAAGCUGUCUAUAGGGAAGUCAUGCUGGAGAACUACGGGAAUGUGGCCUCUCUGGCCAGGAAUGCAAGAGAGACUACAGUGGAGAGAGAUGAAGGCCUUGUGUCCGAAGAAUGGCUGGAGAGUUUCUUAGGAAGAUCUCCGGAGCUUCUUUCUUUGUCAGAUGACCUGCCUGCUACAGCAGAUGUAGAGGAGACAGCUGGAGAAUUCCAGGGAUUCUCCAUAGAAAAUGUCAAGAAUGAAGAUGCUGAAGGAAGCUUCAGAGAUGGAGACAGACCACAGAGACAGGAGGAACGCCCCUCAGGAGAAGAUCAGAGGAAUGAGGAGGAUGAGGAACUGCAUCAUCUGUCACCUGAUGAAAUCAAGAAUGAAGAUGUGACGGAACACUUCAGGAAUCAAGGCAGACUUAAGAGGCAGAAAGGCAGCCACACGGUCAAGAAGAGGGCUAAACUCAUCCAUUGCCAAGGAGGGAUUUCCCAAAAAGUCAUUCACAUGGUGGAGGAAACAGACAAGGGCAUGGAGUACGGAAUGAACGUAUCAGAUCAAACCCAGUGUAGGAUUUAUUUACAAAUGCAUAGUGGAAACAAGUCCCAUCAAUCUCUGGAGAGUAGAAAGACCAUGAUCUACAGAGCAGAGCUGUGUAGACAGCAAAGAACACAUGCAGGGGAGAAAAUUUUUAGGUGCUCAGAGUGUGGCAAGAGCUUCUCAGAGAAUUCAGACCUUGUUCAGCACCAAAGGAUUCACUCAGAAGAACAGCUAUAUAUCUGCUCAGAGACUGGAUGUGGAAAGUACUUCAGAUACAAACGACAGUUCAUUGUGCACCAGAAAGUCCACAGAGGAGAGAAACUUUUUGAAUGUUCAGAGUGUGCAAAGAAAUUCAGCCGCAGUGACCAUUUUCUACAACAUCAGCGAACCCACACAGGGGAGAAGCCUUUUGAAUGCACAGAGUGUGGGAAGAGAUUCAGUCAGAGUACCACUCUUCAAAACCAUCAACGAACACAUACAGGAGAGAAGCCCUUUGAAUGUCCAUUGUGUGGGAAGAGAUUUAGUCGAAGUAGCAUUCUUCAGCAGCAUCAGAGAACCCAUACAGGGGAGAAGCCCUUUGAAUGCUCAGAGUGUGGGAAGAGAUUCAGUCAGAGUGUCCAUUUUCAACAGCAUCAACGAACCCACACAGGGGAGAAGCCCUUUGAAUGUUCGGAGUGUGGGAAGAGAUUCAGCCAGAGUAGCACUCUUCAAAAGCAUCAACGAACACACACAGGAGAGAAGCCCUUUGAAUGCUCGGAGUGUGGGAAGAGAUUUAGUCACUGUAGCACUCUUGAACAGCAUCAGAGAACCCAUACAGGGGAGAAGCCUUUUGAAUGCCCAGAGUGUGGGAAGAGAUUCAGUCAGAGUGGCCAUUUUCAAAAGCAUCAACGAACCCACACUGGAGAGAAGCCCUUUGAAUGUUCAGUAUGUGGGAAGAGGUUCAGACAGAGUAAUGCUCUUCAAUAUCAUCAACGAACCCACACAGGGGAGAAGCCCUUUGAAUGCUCAGAAUGUGGGAAGAGAUUCAGUCAGAGUAGCAGUCUUCAAAAGCAUCAACGGACACACACAGGAGAGAAGCCUUUUGAAUGCUCGGAGUGUGGGAAGGGAUUUAGUCACUGUAGCACUCUUGAACAGCAUCAGAGAACCCACACAGGGGAGAAGCCUUUUGAAUGCUCAGAGUGUGGAAAGAGAUUCAGUCAGAGUGGCCAUUUUAAAUGUCAUUUACAAACCCACACAGGGGAGAAACCCUUUGAAUGCUCAGAGUGUGGGAAGAGAUUUAAUCAUAGAAGCAAUCUUCAACAGCAUCAGAGAACCCACACAGGGGAGAAACCCUUUGAAUGUUCAGAGUGUGGGAAGAGAUUUAAUCAUAGAAGCAUUCUUCAACAGCAUCAGAGAACCCACACAGGGGAGAAGCCCUUCAACUGUUCAGAAUGUGGGAAGAGUUUCGGUCAGAGUAGCACUCUUCAAAAGCAUCUAAGAACCCACACUGGGCAGAAGCCCUUUGCAUGCUCUGUGUGGGAAGAGAUACACUUAGAGAGGCAUUCUUCAACAGCAUCAGCAAACCCACACAGGAGAGAAGCCCUUUGAAUAUUCAGAGUGUUGGAAGAGGUUCAGUCAUAGCAGCACUCUUCAAAAGCACCAACAAACUCACUCAGGGGAGAAGCCCUUUGAAUGUUCAGAGUGGGAAGAGAUUCAGUCAUAGUGGCAUUCUUGAAGAGCAUUAACACACCCACCCAGGGGAGGAGCCGUUUGAAUACACAGAGUGUUGGAAGUGAUUCUGUCAUAAUGGUGCCCUUCAAGAACCCACAUAAGGAGAGACCAUGUGACUACUUAGCCCAGAGUUGUCAAACACGUUUGUUUUGAGGGCUAGAUCAGGCAAAAAUGUCACUUUGUCAGGCUAUGGCAUGUUAUCAUAAAAUGUACGGCUAGUCCAGAGUUAUAAACUUCAAAAGGGACAGAGGCAGAUCCAAUUAUCAUUUUCUUUAUAAACAGCGUUACAGUAUUGCCCUUAUUUAACAGUCCUUUAAAUGACAUAUAUUGCUCUGAAUUAUUGCAUCAAAAUUUGGAAUUAACAUCUGUGCUUAUAGCAGUCUUCA